CGGCCGCGGCGUUGCGUCACCGCUCCCAGGGACUGGGAGGCGCGUGCGAUGGGCUCGCGCCGGAUCCGCGCCUGGCCGCUCGCGCUGCUGCAGCUGCUGGCCGAGGCGCCCCCGGCCGCUCCUCCCCUUCCUCCGGCCGCUGCAGCCGCCGCUGCCUUCGCCGCUGCCCGCCGCUGGCUGAGCGCCAGGCCGGCCCGCGCGCCCAGAAUGGAGUACCAGGAUGCGAUUCGGACUCUCAAUACUCUUCAGACGAAUGCCAGCUACCUGGAGCAAGUGAAGCGUGAGCGAGGAGACCCGCAGGUGCAGCUGGAGGCCAUGAAAGGGUUCUUGGAACGCAGUGGGUUAAAGGUCGAAGAUCUGGAUCAACUGAACAUCAUUCACGUCACUGGAACAAAGGGCAAGGGUUCAGCGUGUGCCUUCACAGAACGUAUCCUGCGCAACUUUGGUUUAAAGACGGGUUUCUACAGCUCUCCACACUUGGUCCAGGUACGCGAGAGGAUUCGCAUCAACGGGCAGCCUAUCAGCAAAGAGCUCUUCAGCAAAUAUUUCUGGCAGGUGUAUAACCGGUUGGAGGAGACCAAGGAUUCUGAGCAUGCUGCUAUGCCGGCCUACUUCCGCUUUCUGACCAUCAUGGCUUUCCACGUUUUCCUGCAGGAAAAGGUAGACCUGGCAGUCGUUGAGGUUGGCAUUGGCGGGGCGUAUGACUGCACCAACAUCAUCAGGAAACCUGUGGUGUGCGGGGUCUCGUCUCUAGGCAUUGACCACACCAGCAUCCUGGGGGACACCAUCGAAAAGAUUGCGUGGCAGAAGGGAGGAAUCUUCAAGCCAGGAGUUCCGGCCUUCACGGUGCCGCAGCCAGACCGGCCCUUGGAAGUUCUGAAGGAACAAGCCCAAAGGAACUCGUGCCCUCUCUACCUGUGCCCAGACCUGGAUGCCUUUGAAAUGGAAGAGAAGCCUCUUCGGCUGGGAUUGGCCGGCGACCAUCAGCGCUCGAAUGCUGCUCUUGCCCUGCAGCUUGCCCGGGUGUGGUUGGAACGGCAAGGCUACCUGGAUAUUGGUGAGUUGAAGGAUCCGUGGCCCAGUCCUGAGCUGUCGGCAAAGAGGCCCCCUCCAUUGGCUCCUGUCUUCAGGCCCAGAGAACCCAUGGUCCAAGGCCUCCAGGCGACGGAGUGGCUCGGCCGCAACCAAGUGCUGCAUCACGGCCCUGUGACGUGGUACAUUGACGGCGCCCACACCACCAGCAGCAUCCAGGCCUGCGUGCGCUGGUUUCGCCAGGCUGCCCUCAACGAGGAGAAGCCCGCAAAUGGUUCCGAAGUCCGAGUUCUGCUGUUCAACGUGACGGGUGACCGGGACACCGCUGCUCUCCUGAAGCUGCUGCUGCCUUGCCAGUUUGACUAUGCUGUUUUCUGCCCAAAUUUCACUGAAGUGUCUACUGCAGGGAAUGCAGACCAGCAGAAUUUCAACGUCACGCUGGAGAACGUCUUGACACGCUGCCUGCAGAACCAGACCUAUUGGAACCGCCUGAUGGAGGCGAAGGUGGGCCAAGACCCUUGGCUGUCCCCCGUCGCAGACGUUGAAGGGGUGGCCGGCCGGCUGAAGCCAACGCCCCUCCACGCAUCUCUGAUCUUCAUGCCCCCCUCCGCUCGGCCGCUCAAUUCCAACUCCUUGGUUUUCCCGUGCAUCUCCCACGCUCUGCAGUGGGUCACCCAAGGCAGGGACCCACACUUCCAAGCCCCUGCCUCGAAAGGGCUCCACCCUCACCCCGUGGCCAGCAGCGGCGCCGUUCUGCUCAAGGAAGCAGCCGCCAUCCGGGUCUUGGUGACGGGCAGCUUGCACUUGGUGGGAGGAGUCUUGAAGCUGCUGGAUCAGUCCCUCUCGCAGUAACGGGCGCUGCCGGGAUUCCUUUCCGGGACCGCGCCUGCCGCCUACUUGAAACAUUCUUGGAUGCAGGGGGGCGGCCGCUUGUCAGUGCUCCACUGAGAUUUCAGUAGCAUCUGCAGAGUGGUUUUGCGCCCGAGGUUUCCUCUCCAGCAUUGAGAGAUCUCUCUGCUGCUGCCUGGACUUUGGGGUUCUCUCUGGCUGCUCCCCGUUUCUCACGUGGCUCCUCCGUAAGUUGGGUCCCUCUACAACUGAGCCAAAGCAACAUACGUUGCAGACGGUCGGGUCCUCUCCGUUUGAGCCCAUCAGGAGAUGGGCUGGUCGCUUUUAACGGACUACUCGAGAUGUGCCUUCUAACUUGCCCGCUUGCCUCUCUCCUUUGCCCAUUCCUUUCUUCUUUUCUGCUCUCGUCUGACAUUUCGAUGGGGCGGGAGAACAGUUUGAGUUGUUCUCGGGAGAUCUUCCCCAUCAGCUCUUCCGUAUUGUCUUGGCGUUUUCCUUGCCUUUUUUCUUGGUGUCUGAGGUGAACAGGCUGGGCUUUCUCUGGGGAGAGCAGAGGUCUGAAUAGGCUGUGUAAAUCUACAGCACAUCUAUGCGGUAUGAGUGUUCUCACGUGAGCCAGAGCAUCAGACCACAUCUCAUGUGCAGAGUUCUGGCCAGUGUGGACUCUGCACAGCCGCCUUCCCACUGUGGGUGCGGGGUGUCUGGGGACUUAGGUGCCUUUUUCUUUCAGGGCAGGGGUCUUCCGACUAUGGCCCUCCAGAUGUUCAUGGACUACAAUUCCCAUCAGCACCUGCCAGCAUGGCCAAGUGGUAGGGCUCAUGGGAAUUGUAGUCUAUGAACAUCUGGAGGGUCAUAGUUUGAAGAUCCCUGUUUCAAGGGAUUAUUGCUAUACCUCCAUAUGUGCUGAAUGCAGAAUUCUUUACUAUUAGAAGGGACUUCCGGUUUAAAAUACUGGGACUUCCGGUUUAAAAUACCCCUUUCAGGUUACGGGGCCCAAGUGUUCUAUAGUAGAUUGGUUCAUUGAACAGCACACAUCAUUAGGGUGUGCUAAUGGUUGUUUACUUUAUCGGUGCAUCUAAAAUCUACAUCCUUUCCCCCCCUUACCAGGAACUUCUGUCCCUUUGGUGUAUCUCCCUGCUCACAUAGCCUGAGACACAACACUAAAAUGGGGGUGGGGGGAGCUACUGGGAGACUUUUUCUAGUAUGCAACAUAUUCUCAAUCUGAAGGUUUUAUGAAAAAUCCUGAUUCAGGGAUGCUGCACCUGCAGGACGUUACCACCUCUUAAAUUCACUGAUAUUAGAAGGUGGGGGAAGGAGGUUAAAAGUGUACCUCUUGUGCAUGAGAACGCGUCACUGUCCUAACCUCCUUUGACGUGCAUCUUUUGACAUGGGGGAGGGUAUUUAGCAAAUCUCUCUCACACACACCCCUUUUGAAGGCAUACUGUGCCCCCUGCAUGCACCGCGUAUCUUUGCUGGAUAGCAGCAUGCGCUCAGUCUGUGUUGUGACAUUUGCCCAAUGAGGAUGCAACGGGAAAUGCAUCGCUGGGCAAAAUGUAUUGGCAAACUCUACGAAAAAGAAACGGGGUGGUUGCUUUAAAUGGUGCUCAUUCCCUAUAGGUUCGCCACCACUGCUAUAGAUGUUUUGGAUAUACACUUGCAGCGGCACGUGCUGUUAAGGGUUAAAGCGGUUCUUCUGUGCCGAGUUCUAAUUUUCCACAGGACAGUUAGCAGCCAACUGGAAUCCCUGAACUUUCUUAGGGAUUCCUCUGGAGAAAAUCCCUACUGCGUGGCCAGCUUGGUUGUUCGGUCUUUCUUUUUCUGCCCCGAUAGCAGCUGCCGCCCUAAAGAUUUUCAUGAAGGCAGGAGUUAUGCAGGUAUCUCAAACCUCAGUCUGUGCCACAGAUCUGCAGUUGAGUUUUGUACUCCGGCUGUGAACGUGAGUGUCUAGAUGGGCCAGAUAUCUGAUCACCUCCCGUGUAGUUCAGUAGGAAAACACGUAUCCCUCUUUACUGGGACUUCCCUCCUCCAACUCUAAUGUACAAAUGGCAAAGUUUAGACCUUGACUAUCCCAGCAGUGUUAUCUUCUUCUAUCCCACAGGUGUCAAACUCGUGGCCCUCCAGAUGUUUUGGACUACAGUUCCCAUCAUCCCCUGCCAGCACCGUGCUGGCAGGGGAUGAUGGGAACUGUAGUCCAUAACAUCUAGAGGGCCACGAGUUUGACAUCUAUGUGACUAUCCCUUCCUGUUGUGGGGGCAUCUCCCCCUUUUGCUCACAAAGGUUCUUGAAGAUUCUUAAGAGUUUAAGCUUGGAUUUUAAUUCACAGCAAUUUUUUUUGUGGGGGAGGGUAUGUUUGAGCUCUGUGACAGAACAUAUAUGGAUUUAAAAAAAAAUAAUAUCUGAACAGUUCCCUUUAUCUGCAUUUCUGUACCUGACUCUUGGCUAAAGAGGUAGAGAGCUAGAUGGCGAAUUCUAUUGAAAAAAAGUAAUUUAUCUCAAAAGUAUUGUUUUUGUUAUUUUAUAUCAAAUCUUUUAACUGUUUUUAUAGACGGGACUUUUAUUCCUUUUUAAAGGCUGCUUCCUGUGAGACUUUUUGGAAAUAAAUGAGACAUUUCUGCCAACCUGACAUUGAAGUGGUGGAAUAGAUGUUCCAAAUAAAGAACUGAUAUUAGA
This is a messenger RNA of Sphaerodactylus townsendi, 4551 nucleotides long. RefSeq names its product folylpolyglutamate synthase (gene FPGS). NCBI's taxonomy places the organism in Eukaryota, Metazoa, Chordata, Lepidosauria, Squamata, Sphaerodactylidae. Gene Ontology annotation, molecular function: ATP binding; tetrahydrofolylpolyglutamate synthase activity. Gene Ontology annotation, biological process: tetrahydrofolylpolyglutamate biosynthetic process. Gene Ontology annotation, cellular component: mitochondrion; cytoplasm; cytosol. The coding region runs from base 49 to 1884 and encodes 611 amino acids. The transcript is spliced from 16 exons. The record is from RefSeq and is a predicted model, not a curated record.